AUGCGAGUGGUCGUCCAGAUCCCUGUUCCCUGCGCAAUCACCUUCCGAUGCGAGUGGUCGUCCAGAUCCCUGUUCCCUGCGCAAUCACCUUCCGAUGCGAGUGGUCAUCUAGAUCCCGUUCCCUGCGCAAUCACCUUCCGAUGCGAGUGGUCGUCCAGAUCCCUUUUCAUUGCGCAGACACAUUUCGAUGCGAGUGGUCAUUAUGUUUUCUUUAGCGAUUGCAGACACUUUCCGAUACGAGUGUUCAUCCAGAUUCUUUUAGCCUGGGCAGACACCUUCCGAUGCGAAUGGUCAUCUAUAUCCCUGUUCCCUGCGAAGCCACCUUCCGAUGCGAGUGGUCAUCUAGAUCCCUGUUCCCUGCGCAAUCACCUUCCGAUGCGAGUGGUCGUCCAGAUCCCUUUUCAUUGCGCAGACACAUUUCGAUGCGAGUGGUCAUUAUUGUUCAUCCAGAUUCUUUUAGCCUGGGCAGACACCUUCCGAUGCGAGUGGUCAUCUAGAUCCCUGUUCCCUGCGAAGCCACCUUCCGAUGCGAGUGGUCAUCUAGAUCCCUGUUCCCUGCGCAAUCACCUUCCGAUGCGAGUGGUCGUCCAGAUCCCUGUUCCCUGCGCAAUCACCUUCCGAUGCGAGUGGUCGUCCAGAUCCCUUUUCAUUGCGCAGACACAUUUCCAUGCGAGUGGUCAUUAUGUUUUUUUAGCGAUUGCAGACACUUUCCGAUACGAGUGUUCAUCCAGAUUCUUUUAG
This is a messenger RNA of Acanthosepion pharaonis, 741 nucleotides long. The record is from the annotation of a GenBank genome assembly. Lineage: Eukaryota; Metazoa; Mollusca; Cephalopoda; Sepiida; Sepiidae.